AUGUCCCCCAAACCCUCAGCGGGCAUGCUCGCUCUGGCAGCAAUGACCCUGGUCAGCGGCACAACCGCCUCCCUGGAAGCCUGCGGGACCGACACCGCGUACAGCUGCGUGAGCUCCUCGACAACCCCCACCUGCUGCUUCAACUAUCCAGGCGGCGCCCUCCUAUUGACUCAAUUCUGGGACACCAGCCCAUCAACUGGACCCGACGACUCAUGGACCAUCCACGGUCUGUGGCCUGACAACUGCGACGGCACAUACGAGUCAAGCUGCGACUCGUCGCGGUCGUACAGCAACAUCACAGCGAUCCUGCAGGCGCAAGGCCGCAGUCAGCUCGUCGACUACAUGGACGAGUACUGGGUGGAUAUCGACGGGGACAACCAGUCAUUCUGGGCGCACGAGUGGAACAAGCACGGUACUUGUAUCAACACUAUCGAGCCGAGCUGCUAUUCCGGCUACUCGGCGCAGGAAGAAGUGGGUGAUUACUUUGAGAAGGUGGUUGAUUUGUUCCAGGGACUGGAUACAUACCAGGCUCUUGCCGAUGCUGGCAUUACCCCCAGUAACUCCGUUACCUACACUUCCAAGGAGAUUCAGGCUGCCCUUACGAAGAUGCACGGCGCGGAGGUUUACCUCGGCUGCUCGAGUGGCAAGUUGAACCAGGUUUGGUAUUUCUAUAACGUCCAGGGCAAUGCUGUUGAUGGGACGUACAAGGCUGCUGCUUCGCUUGCCAACUCCGGUUGCUCUAGCAGUGGCAUCAAGUAUGUGCCCAAGUAA
Messenger RNA from Penicillium paradoxum, 771 nucleotides. RefSeq names its product T2 family ribonuclease. Gene Ontology annotation, molecular function: ribonuclease T2 activity; RNA binding. NCBI's taxonomy places the organism in Eukaryota, Fungi, Ascomycota, Eurotiomycetes, Eurotiales, Aspergillaceae. The transcript is spliced from 4 exons. Bases 1 to 771 code for a protein of 256 amino acids. The record is from RefSeq and is a predicted model, not a curated record. Gene Ontology annotation, biological process: RNA catabolic process. Gene Ontology annotation, cellular component: extracellular region.